AUGGCGCACUUGUACGUCAUGAAACCACUGUAUGACCCGAGUUCGCCUGCGCUCGCCGUAAAUCCUGAAGGUCCUGUGUCCGAGGAAGGUGAGAUACGAGAGCAGAGUGAGACCGCAACCUCCGAGAAUUACAUACACGAUACGCGCCGGCAGUUGAUACAGUCUUACCAACCCAUUGAAGUCGAUCAUCAAGUCGACCAGUGUCGAGAGCCGACUGGCGCCAACAAGCAGCCGAUAGGCAUCAAGAGCGAACCACCAGCUGCUCAAUGUGAUCUGCCUGUAGGCGACUCCCCGUCCCUCCUGCGUAUCGAGACUCCUGCGCCUCUUCCGCCGCUGGUGGGAAACAAUGCACAUGAGUUGAGGUAUCCGGUCGAGCGGUAUUUUCCUCCAGCCGGGAUAUACUAUGAUCAGCUCGCUCUACCCACUGUCUUUGGCACCCGCUUCUUCAGGCAGGAGUGCUGUAAAGUCUGUUGGAAAGCGCAUUCCAUCCGCGCGGGCGGUUCAGCAACGUCUUGCGGAAAGAAAUGCCAGGUCUGUGGAACAGGCCGCCACAAGCAUGAGAGCUGUCCACUAUUAUAUUGCACCGCUCAAUGGUACCAGGGACACAGCAUUCCACACCACCCAAAGACCCUCCAAGACCGACAGAUACGUCCUGAAGAUCGAGAGCUGGCCAUAUUGUGUGACAUUGGUGUCCUGGACAGAACACGCGGCCCCAACGGUAUCAUAAUCGCAAAGCCAGAUCAUCCAGUUGUGAAAGCCUUCUAUAACGGCCGACCCAACCCACAGGCGAUGACAGCCAGGAUCAUGGAUACGGAGCGAAGACCCCGCUCAGUAUUCAUUACCACUGCCGAACGAUCCUUGUUCGUCCCAAAUGUCCAAUCUCAACAGCCGCUCCCACUGCCAAAGCGCCCAUUCAAUCUACCAACGAUGACCGUCAAUAACAGUCUUGAUCCUCGGCUCCAAGACCCUUGUACUCUCACGUUUCCAGCUCAACACGAGAGUAUUAAACAGGAGAUCGUGAUGGAUCACAACGAUAUAACCACGACCAGCCUACCAGAUACUGAAGACAAGCUUGAAGAGCAGGGGAUAGAGAUUCUGAAGUUAAAAAUGGAGGCUGCUAUUAAAGAUCGUGAGGUUCGGAAGCUCAAGGCGGAGAAUGAUGCGCUCAAGAUGGAAAUCGAGAAGCUAGGCAUCUAUCCCAUCAGCACCGGCGGCACCUUCGAGACUGGGAGCAAGCGGCCGCGCUCCUACUUUUAG
This is a messenger RNA of Alternaria postmessia, 1257 nucleotides long. RefSeq lists its product as uncharacterized. The record is from RefSeq and is a predicted model, not a curated record. The transcript has 3 exons. NCBI's taxonomy places the organism in Eukaryota, Fungi, Ascomycota, Dothideomycetes, Pleosporales, Pleosporaceae. Bases 1 to 1257 code for a protein of 418 amino acids.